UCUCGCCAGUGGCUGGUCUGGCUGCUUCAGCCGGCCUGCCGGCCGCCAAUUGCCGCCUCGUGUUGCGUGCCAGCCUGCACGGACAUCGCGAGGCUGUCACUUGUCUGGCGGCUUCCGACGCAUUCAGCCUGUUGGUGACCGGCAGCAGCGACCGGCGCUGCCUGCUCUGGGACCUGGGCCGACUGUGUCUGUUGCGCCAGUUGGGGGGUCAUGAGGCUCCGGUAGCUGCGGUCUGCAUCAACGAGGCGACCGGCGAGCUGGUCAGCUGUGCUGGUGCACGCAUCUCUCUCUGGACGGUGAAUGGUGACCCGGUCGCCAGUGUCGAGGCCCCACUGGAGCCCAACCGGCAGAUACUCUGCGUCACCAUGAGCUCGGUGGGCAUUCCUUGGUGGUUUUUAUGUCUCGCUCUAUCGCGCCACUAG
This is a messenger RNA of Protopolystoma xenopodis, 422 nucleotides long. NCBI's taxonomy places the organism in Eukaryota, Metazoa, Platyhelminthes, Monogenea, Polystomatidea, Polystomatidae. The record is from the annotation of a GenBank genome assembly.